Panicum virgatum (switchgrass) is the source of this 1134-nucleotide messenger RNA. RefSeq lists its product as uncharacterized. The coding region runs from base 93 to 896 and encodes 267 amino acids. Gene Ontology annotation, biological process: snRNA export from nucleus. The transcript is spliced from 4 exons. The record is from RefSeq and is a predicted model, not a curated record. NCBI's taxonomy places the organism in Eukaryota, Viridiplantae, Streptophyta, Magnoliopsida, Poales, Poaceae.
CUCUCGGGGUUCUCUCGGUCUCCCUGCUCGCCGCCUCUUGCGCUGCUUUCUUCCGUCCUUCAGAGAGAGAGAGAGAGGCUCCACCGCACGGCAUGGAGGAAGGCGAGUGCGCCCUGGGCGCCGCCGCGAUAGGCGAGGAAACCCUAAACUACGACGGCGAUGACGUCGAGAUGGCCGACGCGGAUUCGGACGCGGAGGAAGCCCCCGCAGCUGAAGUCUCCGCCGCCGCCAGAGGAGUAGGCGGCGGCGAUCUGGCGGAGAAGUGCGGACCAGAGGGUAAGAAUAAGAGGAAGAAGAAGAGGAACAAGGGGAAAAAGAAGAACAAGGGGAGGAAGGACGGGCCGCCCACCAGCAUAGGCGGCAUUAAUAAAUUUGUUAAUGACACUUGCAAGCUCUUGAAGGAGAAGAAGUCGUACCUUGUCUGGGAAGCUGUUGGCUGCCUUGGUGUCACUGCUGUCAGUGAUCUUGUCAGAGAGGUGGAGGCUAUUCAGAAGUGUGGUGGCCAGACUGUUGCUGAUGGAAGCCGUUUUCGCACUGGUGGUGGAAUUCUCUGGAACAUCUUAAAGUCGCGGGAACCCAAGGCUUACAAGAAAAUAAUGGCAAAGGGGAAGGAACUUGAGAAGCAGUUUAGGUAUACAAAACGACCACAGAUGAGCAGAAAUGAAGAUGCAAGUUCACAGGGCAGUGCAUUAAUUGAUGAUGAAAUCGAAGAGCAAGAGCAAAAGGAAGUGUUGGAUGGUCCUGAGCAGUUGGACGAUGCGGAGAAGUCAACUCCAUCAGACAAUAAAGCUCAACGCAAACCACUAGCGGACAGAAUUCGUGUUCCUGUUGCUUAUGAUGAUCUAUUUGAAGAGGGAGAGAUACACGAAGGAGAACCACAAAAUGGUAGCAUUUGAAAGAUUUGCCCCGACAUGAAAUGCGAGCUGACCAUAAUGGCAAGAGGACAUGUAUGAACUAGUGAACCAUCACUGCAGUGUAGCAAUUUUCCCCCUAACAUGAUCCCCCGUGGUCUUGCAGUGAUGUGUGUGACGGAUGAGAUUUUUUGUUGCGCCAAGAACCAAUGAUGCCUGAAUUCAAUGUUCAAUGCAAAUCGUGGUUAUACAAGUAUACUGGUGUAUAAAUGUGUUUUUAUCA